Mobula hypostoma (lesser devil ray) is the source of this 1707-nucleotide messenger RNA. RefSeq lists its product as uncharacterized. NCBI's taxonomy places the organism in Eukaryota, Metazoa, Chordata, Chondrichthyes, Myliobatiformes, Myliobatidae. Gene Ontology annotation, cellular component: external side of plasma membrane; membrane. Gene Ontology annotation, biological process: positive regulation of T cell apoptotic process; negative regulation of immune response. Bases 51 to 704 code for a protein of 217 amino acids. The record is from RefSeq and is a predicted model, not a curated record. The transcript is spliced from 5 exons.
GCAGUGUUCAGACAGCUCCACUCAUCCAUGGGCCCGGCCUCCCUGAAGCAAUGAAAGUGAUGGCUAUACUACUGUUUGCUCAGCAAAUCUUUCUAGCACUCUUUGUGACCUUGAGGCAAAAUGUUCUGGGUAAACCCUAUAUUCUGUCACAGUACCCAAAGAAUAUUGAGAAGAACCCAGGGGAAUCAGCUACUAUCUUCUGUCAACUUUCCAAUGAAACAAUCACUGAAGAUACGAGUCUGGUAUGGUACAAGUACACACGUAAGGACAAAUGCAAACUUGGAGACAUCAAUCUGAAGACAAAAAACAUUACAGCAAUUGACCAAUUUCAGUUGAUGUGGGACCGUGGCAACUACACAGCAAUAAUGUCAAUACGGCAUCUGAAGGUGAAUGACUCCGGAUCAUAUGGUUGUGAGCUAUUUAACGUCGCUGACAAUGUUGAAAUCAGGAAAGCCGGUGCAACAAACAUCACAGUUGUCUUUACUGGACAGACAAUUUCUCCAGAACCAAGGAACAACACGAACAGCACAAGUAUUGUGACAGAUUCCACAAGCGUGGAAACCAAUAUUCGCAUAAUACUUGCAGCAGUAAUAGCUACUUUUGUCAUCAUCUGCCUAUUAAUUUUUAUUUUAAUUAGAUACCGACCAAAGAAACAAAACCCAGAUACCAGUCCCCCUACAGUGGAAGCCAAUUGUCAGCCUUGACAGGACGUCACAAAUGGGAAAUUCCACAAAGCGCUGGGAAGGCUCCCGAGUGAUACGCAGGUCUCUGAGCACCACAGGCAGUUCUGAGAAGUGACCUCUCAUAUGUAAUGAACAGAAAUGAAAGAAAAGUUGAAAAUCGCUGCAUAAAGUGAAAAAUGAAGAUCUCAACAUUUAUUGAAAGAGUGGAUUCAUCAGCGACAGUGAGAACAUGUACCACUUAAUGGUAUGCUGAUCAUGAAACGAGCAAAGAUCUAUCUGGACAAACUGAUAAUUGAAGCUAAUUGUGAACAUUCAGCAGGCUGGUUUCAGAAAUUUAAGAAAAGUCUCUGCAUUAAUUUUUAAAGGAUUUGUGGUGAUAAAGCAUCUACUGAUCACAAAACAGCAGAGAAAUUCAUUGAUGUGAUUGCCAAGAUUAACACUGAUGAAAGUCUAAUUUGCUGAAUGUCUGCAUUAAUACGUAAGUGUGAGGAACAUGCAUAAGACAAAAGCUGCUUACCGAUAGAACAUAAAUUCAGAGUCAGGAAUAAUAUUGAUGCCAAAUGGCAACUGACUAUCCACUUGGAUAUCUGAGGUAGUGAUAGCUAUUAAAAAUAAUAUAUAAAACUACCUUCGGGGUAUAUGUAUAAACCAUAUAUGUAAAAUGUUCAGACUUGGUGUAAAGGAUUUUGUGUUUAGACUUGGGUUCCAUUCCCAAGGCAUUAUAUUAUACAGAUUCAAAUAUUGCAAAAUCUGAAAAUAAUCUGAAAUCUGAAAUACUUUAGCUUCAAGCAUUUCAGAUAAGCAGUGCUCAACCUCUACCUCUGUCGUAAAGAAUGAAAUGAGGCUCACGCCGCAAAUACUCUCAAUGGUAAUUCUGAACUGAGUCAUCACCCAUAGUGCUAAAAAUCUUUGCAGUAAUAAUGUUUAGAAGCAUGCAUGUAAAAUUGCAGACUUUUACACUUUGCUGAAGUGACCACAACUGACUCACUGGAAUAAUUAUGAACCUAAUUAAUGAUAAACAACA